Molecule: messenger RNA, 4824 nt
Organism: Equus caballus (horse)
Lineage: Eukaryota; Metazoa; Chordata; Mammalia; Perissodactyla; Equidae
Gene: LMAN1
Product: lectin, mannose binding 1
Biological process (GO): endoplasmic reticulum to Golgi vesicle-mediated transport
Cellular component (GO): endoplasmic reticulum-Golgi intermediate compartment; endoplasmic reticulum membrane; COPII-coated ER to Golgi transport vesicle
Molecular function (GO): D-mannose binding
Source: RefSeq, a predicted model, not a curated record
GCCUCCUCUUCGCAGAAUCCAAGAUGGCGGGAUCCAGGCAAAGGGGUCCCCAGGCCAGAGCUCGGCGGCUCUUCUGCGCCUUGCUGCUGUCGCUCAGUCGCUUCGUCGGUGGCGAUGGCGUGGGAGGCGACCCCGCGGCUGCAGGCACCCCAGCCGCGCUGCCACAUCGCCGUUUCGAAUACAAAUACAGCUUCAAAGGGCCGCACCUGGUGCAGAGCGACGGGACCGUGCCCUUCUGGGCCCACGCGGGGAAUGCUAUUCCAAGUUCAGAUCAAAUUCGAAUAACACCAUCUUUAAAAAGCCAAAGAGGAUCAGUGUGGACAAAGACAAAAGCAGCCUUUGAGAACUGGGAAGUUGAGGUGACAUUUCGAGUGACUGGAAGAGGUCGAAUUGGAGCUGAUGGCCUGGCAAUUUGGUAUACAGAAAAUCAAGGCUUGGAGGGUCCUGUGUUUGGAUCGGCUGAUAUGUGGAAUGGUGUUGGAGUAUUUUUCGAUUCUUUUGACAAUGAUGGAAAGAAAAAUAAUCCUGCUAUAGUAAUUAUAGGCAACAAUGGACAAUUCCAUUAUGACCAUCAAAAUGAUGGUGCUAAUCAAGCUUUAGCAAGUUGCCAGAGGGACUUUCGUAAUAAACCCUAUCCUGUCCGGGCAAAGGUUAUAUAUUACCAGAAAACAUUGACAGUAAUGAUCAAUAAUGGCUUCACACCAGAUAAAAAUGAUUAUGAAUUUUGCGCCAAAGUGGAAAAUAUGAUUAUCCCCGCAGAAGGGCAUUUUGGAAUAUCUGCCGCAACUGGGGGUCUUGCAGAUGACCAUGAUGUCCUUUCUUUUCUGACUUUCCAAUUGACUGAGCCUGGGAAAGAGCCACCUACACUGGAUAAAGAAAUUUCAGAAAAAGAAAAAGAAAAGUAUCAGGAGGAAUUUGAGCACUUUCAACAAGAACUGGAUAAAAAAAAAGAGGAAUUCCAGAAGGACCACCCUGACCUUCAGGGGCAUCCGGCAGAUGAAAUAUUUGAGAGUAUAGGAGAUCGUGAGCUGAGACAAAUCUUUGAAGGACAGAAUCGUAUUCAUCUUGAAAUCAAGCAGCUGAACCGACAGUUAGAUAUGAUUCUUGAUGAACAGAGAAGAUAUGUCUCUUCCUUGACAGAGGAGAUCUCUAAAAGAGGAGCAGGAGUCCCGGGGCAGCACGGACAGAUCACUCAACAAGAACUGGAUACUGUUGUGAAUGCUCAGCAUGAGAUUCUGAGACAAGUAAAUGAAGUGAAGAAUUCCAUGAGUGAAACUCUCAGGCUGGUCAGUGGCAUCCAGCAUCCUGGCUCUGCAGGGGGAGUUUAUGAGACCACCCAGCACUUCAACGACAUCAAGGAGCACCUUCACGUAGUGAAGCGGGACAUAGAUAACUUAGUGCAGCGAACCCUGCCAUCAAAUGAAAGACCAAAAUGCCCAGAACUACCACCAUUUCCAUCAUGUUUAUCUACGGUGCACUUCAUUGUAUUUGUAGUGGUACAAACGGUGUUAUUCAUUGGUUAUAUCAUGUAUAGGUCUCAGCAAGAAGCAGCUGCCAAAAAAUUCUUUUGACCACCAUUUUCAUAUGUGUACAUCAUGUAUGUUUGUACAAAAUGUCUUUUUGAGGGAAUUUAAGUAUUUAAAUUGCUUCAUAGUCUAAAUUAUUAAAUUUUGUGUAAAAUAACCGUUUAAACAUUGAUUUGCAGUGAGAAUAAACCGUAAAGACAACCACAUGUAAAUUUGUGCAUAGUACAUAAAUCUAUUUAAACUUCAGUGAAUUUCUGGCCAGUAGAAUACAGCCACCGAACAGAAUAUUGAUAAGUAAGAGGGUAAAUAAUAGAAAGUGGGGGCCACCCUAGAUAGGAAAGUUACCCCUAAGUCUUUGGUGUGGGAGGUUUCUUUAGGCAACGUAGACACACUUGCCCUCCUGCCCCAAACAUCUGAGUUCUGAAGCUCCCCAUCAUGCUUAUUUUGUAAGCAAAGCCUCUUUAGAGGUCCGAAUUUCCUACUCUGAGACCCAGUCCUGCAAUCCUUUAAUACGACUCCGUUUGAAAUCAAAGAAUGUUUUGUCUGAGAACAUAAGGAUCUGAAAAAUAGGCUUCAGAAUGUUUAUUCAAGUAUUUUUUCCCUCUGUUUACCAAGGAUGUAUUUCACUUUUAAACGAAAUUUUGGGGGAAAAUUAAGAGCUGCUCUUUGCCUGAAAAACCAUUUAAGUGAAAACAUUCCUCUGAUAAUGGUUUUUAUGGGUAUUUUGCCUGGUAAUGUAUUUAUUUCAUGAUUGCUCAUAUUCUUGAAUGUCUUCAUUCCAGCAGUGUCAGUAAUAUUAUGAAAAUAAUUUUUGCAUUUAUAUUUAUAAUUUAAGGAACUAACUUCUCCCUUUUUGUGUAGCAUGUAGAUUCAGCUCAGGUUACAUGUUCUGAGGAUAUUUUCAGUCCACAAAGCCUACCACUAUGUCCUGGUUUCCAUUACUCCGUGCAGCCUGGUGGUGCGACUGCAGACUCGUCUAAAUCAAGGAGGCUGUAGGAAAAGCAGUGUUAAGAUUUUUGAAGGAGAAAUUUGAAAAAUAGAGUUAAUACUUCUGAUUUUUCUUUUAAUGCUAGAACUAAGGGUAUUGUGAAGGACUUGUUAGUAAGCUUAACUUUGAAAUGUCAGACUGGAAGAGGUUGUUUGAGUCUUUGUACAGAGUUGUUCUAGGUAUUAUAGCAACAGUCUGUAAAUGACAUUUCAAAAUGCACACAAUUUUGUUUUCACAGCUGGUGUAGACUUAUUUUUGCUGGCUUCAAGAUACUCUUUUACCUCUUUUAAAAGGCUGAAGUGGUUAUCUUUCAUUUGUCAUAGAAUGCAAAAUAAUACUGUUUUAUAAAAUAGUACUAUUUAAUUCUUGCAAGUCUUGAUAAAUUUGCUCUCAAAUGUCAUUUACAGAUUGGGCUAAUGGCCCAAAAUCUAUACAAAGACUACAAAGAACUCUGCAUUAUAGCAAUACCUAACUAGUACUAUGUACACGAGCAGUCCAAGCGUUGCUUUUUAUAUGAGUUUUAUCCCAGAACACUGAACGAGAAUAUUCUAAUGAUUGCUCACUAUACUCCAGUCACUUCAACACAGAAAAUGCUUCUCUAUUGUUUUUCCUUUGCAGUGUUAACAUUUUGAAAUUCAUGUUUCAGAAACAUCAUCAUCACAGAAUUUACUCAAUCUAUGAAAAAAAUUUAUACCUUCAGAAGAAUGUUUAAGUUGUAAACUAUGACACUUGGAAAAUCCUCUUGAGAUAAAAAGCUGCAAAAUAUCCAGUCUGAUAAAAUCCGUGGCCACAUGUGCCUGAGCUUAUUAAAGGAACGCCAGCUCUGUGCAGCGUGCUUGUUUCAGGCUGGAAGUCAAGGGGAGACCUGAUCGUCCUUCGUACAAGUGGAGGCAGCUCUUAGGAAAGAGCAGGAGCAGGAAUUCUUUUCCUUUUUUACUUAGUAAUUUCAUUUGCUUGCAAAUCCCUCAGUAAAGCAGUUUGCACAGGGUGUUUAUCAUAUUAUUUGACUUUUGGUGUAUUUUCCUCAACAUCAUUGAAGUAGCUCAUUUCUGAAGAAACGUUUGCUCUGUGGAAAAAUCAAUCACUGCCAGUGUUCUUUCAUAUCUGUACUAUUUUGUAUUAACUGAGUUUGUUAACCUCUCUCACACCAGCAAGUAUUUUACAGGUGCCUUGGAUGAAAACAUAAUUGAUUUUAAAAUUUUAGAGUGAGUCAUUGUGCUUAUGAUGCCACUUUUUAAAAGAAAUGCAAUUACAUAAUGGCUGACACCCUUAUUUAACAUACCUAUUUGUGUUCUGAUUGUUUGGUGGUUUUAUUCAGCUUGAAACUUGACUGUAAAGCCACAAACAAACAAUAUUUUGUUAUGUAUUAAAGGGAUAUCACUGAUUCUCAAAGUGUGGUCCUAGACCAGCUGGCUCCCAGAGUGCUGGUCAGGAAUUCAGAUUCCGGGCUCCCUUCCAGUCCACCUGGGUCAGACUCAGGCCUGGGGCUUCAGAUCAUCAGUUUCAAUAGGCGCCUCAGGGAUUCUGAGCAGGCUGAUGUUUGAGAACCACUAAGAUGGGAGUGGAAAAAAACAAGUGCUUCGCUUUGUUGGUUUAAAGCUGAGCUGAGAGCAUAAUAUAACAUUUUCCUUGUCAAUGACAUUAGCAAAUGUGCACUGAUUGUUUCAUACUUAAAAUUUACUUAAUGUUCUUUUUAGUAAAACUCUUGGUUUAUUAGCAACUACAAAGUAAACACAGAUUGUUGCCUGUAGCUCUUGGUACUUUGAUUGAUGGCUUUUAAACUUACUAAAUUAUCUUCAGAUCAUGGUCAAGCCAUAAAAACUCCCAUCUUCCAGUCUGCCUGCUAAAGCCUUUUGCUUUUCUGAUUGUUAUUUUUGUGACAUUUUAUCUCAGACGGUUGUGCUUUUUGAUAAUUUGGGGAAAACAGAAAUUACUUGAAUAAGGGAUUGCCUGACCCACUGCAUUGUGGAGACACAGUCUUUGCAAAGAACCUAAAUAACAGUUGUGAGUAUUCAGAUGUGAUUAUCUUUUCCUGUCCAUGUGCUUAUCACAGGGAGAUCAUGAACAAAUGAUUAUAUUGGGGUUUUUUAAAUUUAUAAGAUCUAAUGUAAAAUCACCACUUGCAACUUUUUAGAUCUGUGUGUUGCCUGUUCAGUGUAUUUCUUUUAAAGUUUAAAAAGGUUUUCUAUCCACUGUCAAUUUCAAUUAGAUAACAUUUUGUCAAGUGUUUUUUUCUGAUUGUUAUUUGAUGCUAGCUGGAAUUCAAGAAAUGACAUCGACCUUAUUCAAAUAAAGAAAUAUUUUAGUAAA